CUCUAUAAAACGAUCAUUUUCUAUUAAUGAUAAUUCGUGAUUUUUAUAAUAUUUAUAUGUAGUUUCAUGAAAAAGCUAUGUGUGAAGUUAUUUAUUCAUAUGGGGUUUUUUUUAAUUAAAACAGUGAACGUGUGGAAUUUUAGAGAAUUUUAAUCAAAAUCAAAGGAUAUAGUCAAAUGUUCAACAUCAUGGAUAUAAAUUUAAAGGUGUUCCUGGCAUUAUGUAUGAUUGCUCCAAAUUUUGCACAAUGGCGACCGUGCGUAGAAGUAAAAAGAGAUCUUCACGUUCCCUGCGAAUGUAAAAUUCCUCUUAAGCGUCAGAAGACAAUAGAAAUGAAAUGCGACAGGGUGGUUUUUUCCCGCGACACUGCAAAAGAAUUGAGGGGACAACCUAUUGUUGCUUUCAGUCAGAGAAGCGCGGGUUAUCGCAAUCUACCUGAGGAGGUUAUCAAUUUUCUUCCAUCAUUGGAAGAAUUGGAUCUCUCAGAGAAUUUAAUUUACAGGUUAAUGGAUCGAAUACUCCAAGGUCAGAGUCGAAUAAAAAAACUUUGGCUAGAAGGUAACUUUCUGGGGGACAGUCUAAAUCCCAUUUUUUCUAGUAAUGAAUUUCAUGGAAUGUCGAAUCUCAUGCUAUUAAAUAUUAAUAGAAAUGGAAUAAAAAGUAUUGAAGAGGGUAUAUUUAAAGGUUGCAUCAACCUUCAAGAAUUGUAUCUCGCAAAUAACAAUUUAACAUCUAUUCCAACUAAAUCUCUCAAGGGUCCAACAUCACUGGCAAUUCUUUCCCUAGCUGGGAAUAAUAUAGUUUCACUACCUCGUGGUGCUUUUUCCACUCUUGAAUCUUUAUUUAAAUUAGAUCUUAGUCAUAAUGGAAUGUCUUAUAUGGAAGACGGUGCCCUCAUUGGUAUGGAGAACUUACUCUACCUCAGUAUUGCUCAUAAUGACUUGUCUCGAUUCAACAGCGAUGUCUUCAAAGGAGCGUACAAUCUACGGGAACUUGACCUAGCUGUAAACUUUCUCCAAGAGUUCCCUACUGAUGCAUUGAGACAUUUGGACGAGCUGAAGUUUUUGAAUAUUUCUGACAACUUAAUAACAGAAAUACAACAAACUCAUUUGUCCAGCUUAAACAAAUUGCAGGUACUAGAUUUAAGUAGAAAUUACAUAGGCCGUCUAGGAAUUAAUGCCUUCUCCAGCCUGCCAGCUCUCACAAAAUUAGACCUCAGUCUCAAUGCUCUCAGAACAAUUGAAGAAUCGGCAUUCGAAGGACUAACAAAAUUGGAAUGGCUAUCUUUGGAGGACAACAACAUUCUUCUAAUUCCUGCAACAGCUCUAGCUCGUCUUCCUUCGCUCACUCAUCUACAACUUGAGUUCAACAGAGUGGCUGCUAUUUCUACCGAAUUGAUACGUUCGAUUGCUCCAAAUCUUCUCGUGCUGGGUCUAAAUCGUAAUCUCGUUCGCGAAAUUCCAGCUAGACUUUUUCACAAUUUCGAACGACUAGUCAGCAUUGAACUGUCAGGCAAUAUUCUUUCAGCAGUGACACCACAUACAUUCGCAGGCUUAGAAGACACUCUCUUGAGUCUCGAUCUCUCUAACAAUCGUCUAACUUCAAUUGGUGAAAAUCUGCCCUUGAAAAAUCUUUUAUAUUUAAAUCUAUCUGGCAAUCAGUUAAAACGUAUUUCGCCAGAAAUAUUUCUCCACCUCUCAAAUUUAGUGACUCUCAAUUUACGAAAUAAUCCAUUAUACGGCGGAUUCCCGCCAAUAUUUCCUCAGUCAUUGAGAAAACUCGAUGCCUCUUAUACUGGCUUAAAAAUUUUACCGGCAAUUCUCUUUCUCAAUCUUCAUAGUCUAGAGCAAAUUUCCCUUGCCGGUAAUAAAAUCAAAGAAAUAAAUGAGAAUACAUUCCAGCAUUUGUACAAUCUUACGUCUAUUGAUUUAUCGGACAAUCGAAUCGAACGAAUUGAUAGAAGCGCGUUUGUUGGUGCCAUCAAUUUGUACAAGUUGAACUUGAAGGGAAAUAAAUUAACGUCAUUUGUUGGAGAACAUUUCAAUACUGGAACGAAUCUACAAUUUCUGGAUUUGUCGGAUAAUCUUAUUAAUCAAUUGUCGCUUACUUCAUUUGUCAUUCAUCCCAGAUUAAGGGAAUUAAAUCUAGCUGGAAACAAAUUUACUCAAUUUCCAAGCGACUUCGUUAAAACACUUCAGUUUUUGGAAAAAUUGAAUCUCUCUAGAAAUAUGUUGCACGUUAUUGAUGAAUUCGGAUUUUCACAGAUGGCUCGCUUACGAAUUCUAGAGUUGUCGGGAAAUCUAAUAGAAUCUGUCGAAGAGCUUGCAUUUCAUAAUUCAACUCAACUGCAAGUAAUUGAUCUCUCCAACAAUAAUUUGGAAUCGCUCAGUGAACGGGCACUGGAAGGUGUUCUUCGAUUAGAAUAUUUAAAUCUUGAAAACAACAAAUUGACCUCUCUCUCAGAGACAAUAUUUGACCCAUCAAGAAUACGAUCAGUGGAAAGAAUUAAUCUGUCGGGCAAUAAAUUUACUGAAAUUCCAACUCGUACAUUGCAGAAGCAAUCAUCGUCACUUUACAGUUUGAACAUGGCAAAAAAUAGACUUGUUGAGGUGUUUUCCCAAGAUAUCGUUGGUAAUGUAAAAAGGUUGGAUCUCUCUGAAAAUUCACUAAGUGAGAAUGCAGUACGUGGAAUUUUGGGCGACGCGAAAAUUUUAAGAUCUCUAAAUCUUGCACAAACUGGAAUUAAAAAUAUAGCACACCUGGAAACACCAUUUCUCAGACACUUAAAUCUCUCAGGAAACAGUGUCGCAAAUAUCAAGCCCACUGCUUUAGAGCGAACGACUAUGUUAGAAAGUUUAGAUAUUUCGCAAAAUCGUUUGACUGACUUCACUGACAUGAUAGACACAUUCAAAACUCUUCCGGUCCUUAAGAGUUUAGACAUAUCCAGUAAUCCAAUUAGGACUAUUAAUGAAAGCAGCUUUGAAGGACUGGAAAUGCUGCGAACCUUGAAGAUGUCCAACUUUACAAACUGUACUCGAAUUGAGAAAAGCGCUUUCAAAACGUUGCAGAGUAAAUUAAAGAUUUUGCAGGCUUACGACUAUCCAAGACUCGGUUAUUUCGAUUUACAGGGCAUUUUGAAGGAGAUGAAAAAUUUGGAAGAAUUGGAUGUGGAAAUGAAGGAUUCUGUAAUUGGAAACGAGCAAUUAUCCAUUAAGAGUCAUCCCCGACUUGAAAAAUUGUCAUUAAGAGGGGAAAGAUUGCGUAGCAUACUUUCAAGUGCCUUGGUGGGAAUUCGAGUCCCAAAUUUUUCACUGGGCUUGAAAAAUACAUCCAUCUAUGCUAUUCCACCGACACUCUUCUUCCCCGUGCCUAAAUCUACCAAAAUUGAGUUGGACGUGUCCGGCAGCAAAUUGCAGACGAUUCCACCUCAACUGAUAACUGCUCUGGAUGAGCGAACCGGCUCCAUCGAUCUGAAAGGGCUGGAUUCAAUUAAUUGCGACUGUGAAAUUAAGCAUCUUUGGCGAUGGCUCAAAUCAAUGGGUUCUGCACCAAAACCAAUCUCAAAAUCCAUAAAAUGCAAGAGUCCCGACUACGUUGCCGGGAAAAUACUUAAUGACUUGACGGAGGAGCAUCUAUCUUGCGAUCAGGUUGUAUCGAAGAAAAUGGAGACCACAGAAACGACAACUUCAGUCAGGUCGACAACUUUUGAACCGGAAAUUAUUUGGACAGUUGCCCCCACACUUCAGGAGAAUCGAAAUAAACAUUAUAAUGGCGAUUCUGACAUGAAUCCGAACAUUAUAAAUUCGGCGGGAACGGACGACACGUUGAUUAUUAGCAUUGUCGGUGGCGUUGUUGCCUUCAUUGCAAUUGUCAUAAUAAUCAUUUGCAUCUGCCGACUGCGAUGGAGCAGUCAGAUGAAUGACGCGCACAUGGCCGCCGCAAUGGCCUCGAGUAUUCACGAAGCCUCCAUGAUUCGACCAGGAAGCGUCGCCUACUCUGGCAAGAUGGGCAAUCAAGAGCUCUACGUCGGUUCCUACAAUGGAUCGACUUUGGGUCAUGGGAAUGGAACUCACGCAGGCUUGUCAGUUCCAACGACUCCAGUGCCAAUGCUGCCUUUCGUUCAACCCAUGCAAAUGGUCCAAAGUCCCGUGCCACCUCAACCAAUUUACGGGUACUACGACAAUCAGCCUCUGCCUAUGUAUGUCACUUGCCCUUCGGAAAACAAGUUCGACAGAUAAUUGGUAAAUAUCAAUUCUUUUUGCCAUUCACUUUCUUUACAAUAUUAUUCACCUAUUCGAACAAUCUUCCAAUAAAGAAAGAGGCGAAAAGGCAUCCGUUUUCAAAUCAAAAUACGAAAAAUUCUCAAUUGUUUGUUUCUCAAGUUCAAGAUAUUAUUUAUUUAUUUGCAUAAUGUUCAUAAUAGAAUCGUGAAUUUUAAACUCUAGAAAUCAUUUUCCAGAUCAUUUUCACUAUCAAUUUUGUAUUUGAAAAUGAGUUUUUUUCAAGUUGAGCUUUUUUCGAAAU
This is a messenger RNA of Leptopilina heterotoma, 4524 nucleotides long. RefSeq names its product chaoptin. The coding region runs from base 177 to 4238 and encodes 1353 amino acids. The record is from RefSeq and is a predicted model, not a curated record. The transcript has 9 exons. Gene Ontology annotation, molecular function: protein binding. Lineage: Eukaryota; Metazoa; Arthropoda; Insecta; Hymenoptera; Figitidae.